Daphnia pulicaria is the source of this 2809-nucleotide messenger RNA. RefSeq lists its product as uncharacterized. The transcript has 9 exons. The record is from RefSeq and is a predicted model, not a curated record. NCBI's taxonomy places the organism in Eukaryota, Metazoa, Arthropoda, Branchiopoda, Diplostraca, Daphniidae. Bases 120 to 2567 code for a protein of 815 amino acids.
AGUAGGCUACGUUGCAAGAAGCAGUCAAACAACGCCAACACAUUGCAGGGUGUGUCGUUUUGAAACUUGUCGGUGGUUUAAUGGUUGACAUUUAAAUUUGAAAUAAGUAAUUGAGCGAAAUGUGUUUAAGAGUGACGUUUCCAUUUUUCACGUUAACGUGCCUUCUUGUAGCAGCUGCAAUACUUGGGAAUCAUAGUGUUACCGCCCAGUUUGAAUGGCAAUCUCGUGAUGAAUUCGACGCCCUUAAAUAUCAAAUGGAUUCAGUUACUGCUGACAACUGCCCCAUAAAAAACGUUAACGAACUGCACAUGCCCGAAGAUGCCGUUUCUCACUUGCCCGAUAUCAAGGAUAUCAACAUCAAUCCUGUAUUCCCCAAUAGAACAGCGCUUUUACACUUGCACAACAUGGCUUUAAACAGAGCUUUCUUUUGGAGUUACAUUUUACAAGCCCGUUUUAUUAGACCAGCAACCAAUGACACUUAUGACCCCGGAAUGAUGUAUUAUUUUUUGUCAACUGUAGCUGAUGUGUCAUCAAAUCCAAGACUAAAUAGCAGUGCAGUUUACUUCAGUCCUAACAUGUCCUACACCUCAUCUUAUAGAUCAUUUUUCAAUAAAACCCUUCCCCUUUUUGCCCCACGGACAUUUAGAGCUGAUGAUUAUAAUGAUCCUAUUCACUUGGAACGCUAUUCAACAUUAAACAUGUUUGAUGUUCGGGAUCUUGGUGCCAUCUCAAAAAAUAGCAAGAGUGAAAACUAUACCACUGACUACUAUCGGAUCAACAAGUGGUACCAAGCUUGGCUUCCUGAUCAAGUGGAUGGUCGACAAGAUACAAAAACAACAUAUCAAGUUAAAAUUCGCUAUGCCAACAACACAAAUGAAACAUUCACCUUCCAUGGACCUCCUGGUGCUGAUGAAGUUCCUGGGCCCCUGAAAUGGACUCAACCUUAUUUUGAUUGUGGAAGAUCUAACAAAUGGGUAGUUGGAGCUGUAGUUCCAAUAGCAGACAUCUUCCCACGACAUACUGGUUUUCGUCACAUUGAAUACCCCACCUAUACAGCUGCUGCAGUUAUGGAAAUGGAUUUUGAAAGAAUAGACAUAAAUCAGUGUCCGAAAGGACAAGGAAAUGAUGGUCCCAACAGAUUUUCUAAUACUGAUAGAUGUAAAGAAACAACAGAAUGUGAACCUAUACAUGGAUACGGAUUUCGACGAGGGGGAUACCAAUGCCGAUGUAAACCUGGACACAGAUUGCCAAAUACAGUUCGUCGACCUUAUCUCGGGGAAAUUGUCGAACGAGCUACCAGUGAACAGCACCAUGAAAAUUUUCAUUGUGAAAAAAUUGGCUGGAUUCAGAAGCAACCAGUUCAGUGGGGGAAAAUGACGCCAUUAUUAAGGCUUCAAUACUUAGAGCGUAAUUCUAAUUACAUGAAUUCGACUCAAGGUCCAAAUUCGACUCAUACCAAGGCAAAGAAUAUUGAUCACAUAAUUAGUUUCAUUCGAUCUGUCAACGAACAUAACUGUAAUAACAGAAAUCUCUUCUCUCCGGAUGAUUUGGUCUUGCACGGUGACAUUGGUUUCGGAGCAGAGCAACAAUUUGAGAACGAGGCUAGGAUGGCUUUACGUUUGGCAAAUUUCUUAAGCGCAUUUUUACAGGUUGUUGAUUCGACUGAAGUAUUUUCUGGGAAUCGUUUAGCUGAUCGCCCUCUAACUGAAGAUCAAUUAAUGGCCGAGACCUUAGCUCUUGUACUAGGAAACACAAAAAUAUGGGCAGCUGGAACGUUUUGGGAGCGUCGAAAAUUUCCUAAUCGCACCCUUUUUGCUCCUUACGCCUACAAGGAGCAGCUUAAUACGCGAAAGUUCAAACUUGAAGAUCUUGCUCGUUUAAAUUCCACUGAUGAUUUAUAUCUUAAAAAACCAUGGUAUCAACAUUUAAAGUCACGUUGGUCAACUAACUUUGAUGAUCUGGAAAAAUAUUUUCUGAAAAUGCGAAUUCGUUCCGAAGAAUAUGCCGAUCACACGCAGAAAUACGAGCAUUUCCCAAUUUCCUACAAGGCUGCUGAUUUACGCCAUGGUUAUUGGACGCGACCUUACUUUGAUUGCAAUGGAUUCGUUAAAAAAUGGGUUGCAACCUAUGCAGCUCCUUUCUUUGGCUGGGAUUCAUUACGGACUAAAUUGGAAUUUAAAGGAGUUGUCACCGUCACCAUGGAUUUACAGACUUUAGAUAUAAACCAAUGUCCUGGUAAAUAUCAUACGCCGAACGCCUUUAAAGAAACCAACAAAUGCGAUCUCAAAACUUCUUAUUGUGUUCCAAUAUUGGGACGAGGCUUUGAUACUGGUGGUUACAAGUGUGAGUGCAAGCAAGGCUACGAGUAUCCUUUCGAAGAUGCCAUAACUUACUUCGACGGGCAGCUAGUAGAAUCGGAAUUUCUGAAUCUAGUGGCAAAUCAAGCAACCCGAUAUGAUAUGUACAAAUGUCGUCUUGCUAGUGCCUCUACUAAUGGCUCAACUUGGGUUAUGAUUUUUGUUUUUGCGGUUAUCACAAACAUGGUAACACUUUGGUUUACGCAUUAAGAAUCUCGUUGUACCGUGGAUCUUUAGGACACACAUGUGCCUCUUUAUGGUUUUGCAUCAAUGUUUUCAGACUUCAAAACCAGAUCACCCAUUCCGUCCACAGUAGGUUUUAUUACUAGACUAAGGGUUAUCCGUCCAGUUGCUACUUUUUAUAUCACUUAUUUGUCAACGUUUUGAUUGUGCUGAUUUAAGCAUGCUUGACUGAAAAAAAGAAAUCAAAUACACAUAGCCUGGUCUCAGGA